This is a messenger RNA of Mesocricetus auratus (golden hamster), 1598 nucleotides long. RefSeq names its product zinc finger protein 639-like. Gene Ontology annotation, molecular function: RNA polymerase II transcription regulatory region sequence-specific DNA binding; DNA-binding transcription factor activity, RNA polymerase II-specific. Gene Ontology annotation, biological process: regulation of transcription by RNA polymerase II. Gene Ontology annotation, cellular component: nucleus. The coding region runs from base 85 to 1542 and encodes 485 amino acids. Lineage: Eukaryota; Metazoa; Chordata; Mammalia; Rodentia; Cricetidae. The record is from RefSeq and is a predicted model, not a curated record. The transcript has 5 exons.
AGGUAUUUUUUGCCAUCUCUGGAAAUUUGCCUGUAAUUCAUUUUCCUCACUGCAGUAUUGAGAAUUAUACCAAAUUGAAAAGAUAUGAAUGAAUAUCCUAAAAAAAGAAAAAGGAAGACUUUACACCCUUCUCGUUAUUCAGAUUCUUCUGGAGUAAGCAGAAUCACAGAUGGCAGCAGUGGGAUCUUUUCUGAUCAUUGUUACAGUGUCUGCUCUAUGAGACAGCCAGACUUAAAAUACUUUGACAACAAAGAUGAUGAUUCUGAUCCUGAGACAUCUAAUGAUUUGCCCAAGUUUACAGAUGGAACCAAAGGCAGAAAUAGGAAUCAGAACUACCUGGUUCCCAGCCCUGUGCUUAGGAUUCUAGACCAUACCGUCUUUUCCACAGAUAAGUCUGCUGAUGUUGAAAUCUGUGAUGAAGAAUGUGACUCCCCUGAGGCAGUGCACCCGCAAACUCAAGAAGAGAGCCCUAUAGAGGUCCACACCUCAGAGGACGUCCCCAUUGCUGUGGAAGUUCAUGCGAUUUCUGAAGACUAUGAUGUAGAGACAGAGAACAAUUCCUCCGAGAGCCUCCAAGACCAGACUGAUGAAGAACCACCAGCUAAACUCUGUAAAGUACUUGACAAGAGCCAGGCUUUGAAUGUGACUGCCCAGCAGAAGUGGCCUUUGCUGAGAGCCAAUAGCAGUGGCCUCUACAAGUGUGAACUCUGUGAAUUCAACAGUAAGUAUUUUUCUGACCUGAAGCAGCAUAUGAUCCUGAAACACAAGCGCACUGACUCAAAUGUGUGUCGAGUGUGUAAGGAAAGCUUUUCCACCAAUAUGCUUCUCAUUGAGCAUGCCAAACUUCACGAAGAAGACCCCUACAUCUGUAAGUACUGUGAUUAUAAGACAGUGAUCUUUGAGAACCUCAGCCAGCACAUUGCGGACACCCACUUCAGCGACCACCUGUACUGGUGUGAGCAAUGUGAUGUGCAGUUCUCCUCAAGCAGUGAGCUCUACCUGCACUUCCAGGAGCACAGCCGCGACGAGCAGUACCUGUGCCAGUUCUGUGAGCACGAGACUGGUGACCCUGAGGACCUGCACAGCCACGUGGUCAACGAGCAUGCGCGAAGACUGAUAGAGCUGAGCGACAAGUGCGGCAGUGGUGGGCACGGGCAGUGCAGCCUUUUAAGCAAGAUCACCUUUGACAAAUGUAAAAACUUCUUUGUGUGUCAAGUAUGUGGAUUUUGGAGCCGACUUCACACAAACGUGAACAGACACGUUGCUAUUGAGCAUACUAAGAUAUUCCCUCAUGUCUGUGAUGACUGUGGGAAGGGCUUUUCCAGCAUGCUGGAAUAUUGCAAGCAUCUAAAUUCACAUCUAUCUGAAGGGAUUUAUUUAUGUCAAUAUUGUGAAUAUUCAACAGGACAAAUUGAAGAUCUUAAAAUUCAUCUUGAUUUCAAGCAUUCAACUGACCUGCCUCAUAAGUGUAGUGACUGCCUGAUGAGGUUUGGGAACGAAAGGGAAUUAAUCAGUCACCUUCCAGUCCAUGAGACUACCUGACUGUUAUCCUUACAUAAUGUUUAUGUAAAAUAAUAAAUUCUUUUUUCAUGUGAAAA